AACUCACUGUCGAGAAAAUGUGUUUGAACCACCAACUCCACUUACGAACUGUGGACAAAUAGGCAAGAUAGCUAUAUUUCAGUGUUGCUUUGUCUUAAGUUCGCAAACUUCGUACGAAAAAGAAAUUGACGAUUUGUUGGAAAUAAGAAUACAUGGGAAUCAAUUAUUUAUAAAUUUCAUAUGUACAUAAAAAGCCGAGGCACCAUAAAGUGCGAAAUAUUAAUGCGGUCUAUUGUGGCUAUUGCGUCUACUGGCAUCUCACCAUCACACGCGUGACUUCAAUAACUUUGAUUAUCAAAAGACUGUGGUACAAAAUUCUAGAAGAAAAAGCCCGAAAAGUCCUGUAGCAUCAAAACGUAAAUACAUAGAACAGCAGCCCUUCUUCCAUGGUAAAAUAUUUUAAAAAAUAUCCACUAGCCUGAGCGUGCACCAACGUGCACGGUGUUGCUGGGCAGUUCAAAAGUUGGUAGCGCCGCUAAUGUGGUUGGUACAAAUGAUACAAAUAAUUUUCUUGCAGGACGGUUGGUACCUAUAUACUCUAUACUCUGUGGUUGGUAACGGAAUGAUUUGGCUGGUCCCCAAAAUUGUGGUGAUUGUUUGCCUGUGCCCCCUAACCUCUCAUUGCUUAAAUCGCAAAAAUGCCUUUCAUGAAAGGCCCUGCACCAAUUCGGAGAACUUUGAAGUAUCUUGAAGCAGGGAAAGUAAUUCUAAGAGACAGAGUUAAGAUAUUUUCAGUUAAUUACAACACAAAAGGAGACCACCAUCAUGGAGCAAGAAAUUUUGUGUUUUGGCAUCUUCCACAGCUGCAGUAUAAAAACCCAGAUGUUCAAAUUAUAACCUUUAAAAAUAUGACUCCAACACCAUUUAUUAGAUGCUUCUUUGUGAGUUUCAUUGCAGAUUCUGGUGAUGAAAUGAUCAUUGAUAUUGACAGUCGAACAAAGGAUGAAAUAAUUGAUCAUCUUGUAAAAGUUGUAUGUAAGUCAGAGGAAUUACUGGCAGCUGAAGCUCUUGCUAAAGAGAAGAAGGACAAUCCUGCAAAUUUUGGGUUUGGAUGUGACAAGCAUUGCAUUUGUGACAUUCCAGGCCAAAUACCUUGCCCUGCAGUUGUGCCAGUACCAAGCCAUAUGCGAGGGAAAAACAUAUUUGCAAAGGAUUAGUCUAUGAAUUUAUUGUAGUUAUUAUUAUUAAAAAAUUAUUUAACUUUAAAACUUGUAUAUUAUUGUAUCUAUUCUUUUUACACUGCUAUUUUGCUACAUUCAUUUUUUUUAAAUAUCAAUGAAUUUUCAUUACCUGUGUAUAGAAAUGUGCAAACCCUGCAUGUGAUGAACAUGUAUAAUACAAAUUUACAGUAAUAUUGAAUAAAAUUUUCUCCAAAAGGGCUA
Gryllus bimaculatus (two-spotted cricket) is the source of this 1382-nucleotide messenger RNA. Lineage: Eukaryota; Metazoa; Arthropoda; Insecta; Orthoptera; Gryllidae. The record is from the annotation of a GenBank genome assembly.